AUGGCUAAGUCGAAAGUCCAGUUCCCACAUAAAUUGAACGGAAAUGCACCCAAGAAACGGACAGCCUCCUCCUCGAAUGAGAGUGAAGGAAGCCCAGUACGAACCAAAGAUGUCAAGACAAACGGUACUAUUCCUGCGCAACAGCAGCUUCAGAUUCAGCAAAGUGAAUACGAGAAAAAGAAGCAGACCUUCAUUACAAGAACGAUAUGGACAUUGGCCAUGAUAGCUGGCUUUUUCUUCUUCAUGUUCAGCGGUCAUGUCUACAUUCUAUUCCUCGAAACCGCCAUUCAGAUUAUUUGCUUCAAGGAAGUGAUCAACAUUGCACAGGUACCGACGAAACAACGGGAGCUUCCCCUGACGCGCUCUCUGAACUGGUAUUUCCUUGCCAUCACCAUGUACUUCCUGUAUGGUGAAAGCGUCAUCUACUACUUCAAGCACAUCCUUCUCGUCGACAAAGUUCUCCUUCCACUUGCGACUCAUCACAGAUUCAUCAGCUUCAUGAUGUACAUUCUAGGCUUUGUCUUUUUCGUUGGUUCGCUGAAAAAGAACCACUACAGAUUUCAAUUCACUCAGUUCGCCUGGACCCAUAUGGCUCUAUACUUUAUUGUCGUCCAAGCUCAUUUUGCGAUGAACAACGUCUUCGAAGGCAUGAUCUGGAUGUUCCUGCCAGCGUCCCUCGUCAUUACCAACGACAUAUUUGCCUACAUUUGUGGUAUCACGUUCGGCCGAACACAGCUCAUCAAGAUCUCACCCAAAAAGACUGUUGAAGGUUUCGUGGGCGCUUGGAUCUGCACCGUCAUCUUUGGCUUCCUCCUGACCAACAUCCUCAUGCGCUCGAAGUACUUUAUUUGUCCAGUUACAGAUCUCGGUGCCAACUUCUGGACAGGAUUGGAUUGUGUGCCUAAUCCGGUCUUUCAAGCUCAGCCCUGGCAACUUCCUGUGUGGACUGGGGUCACGAAGACAUUCUGGAUUGCUCCUAUCCAAGGCCAUGUCAUGGUGUUCGCGACCUUUGCUUCAUUGAUUGCACCUUUCGGCGGCUUCUUUGCCUCUGGUCUCAAGAGAACAUUCAAUAUCAAGGACUUUGGUGAUAGUAUUCCAGGUCACGGUGGCAUGACCGACCGGAUGGAUUGCCAAUUUAUCAUGGGUCUAUUUGCGUACAUGUAUUACCAAAGCUUCAUCGCUGUUUACAAGACAACGGUAGGAAGUGUCAUCGAGUCAGCUAUCGUGGGUCUCACCCUCGAAGAGCAGGUGGAAGUUGUUCGGGGCCUGUCGAAAUAUCUUUACAAUCAAGGUGUUCUAACUGACAAGGCCUUGAGUGCUUUGACCAAACAGCUACCCAGGAGGUAG
Messenger RNA from Lithohypha guttulata, 1347 nucleotides. RefSeq names its product phosphatidate cytidylyltransferase (gene CDS1). NCBI's taxonomy places the organism in Eukaryota, Fungi, Ascomycota, Eurotiomycetes, Chaetothyriales, Trichomeriaceae. Bases 1 to 1347 code for a protein of 448 amino acids. The record is from RefSeq and is a predicted model, not a curated record. Gene Ontology annotation, molecular function: phosphatidate cytidylyltransferase activity. Gene Ontology annotation, cellular component: endoplasmic reticulum membrane. The transcript is spliced from 2 exons.